CUCAGAGUAUUUUAACUUGGUUUAGUUUAACAGUUUAAUUUAGAUGUUUGUUUCACUGUGAGUCUUCUGUCGGUGCAGAAAUGUUAAACGAAUGAAAACAAGCCGGCGCAGGGUAUCUACGUCAUCAAGCAGCGCCUGCAGCUCCGGCAGCGGGAGUUUGUCCAGAAACAAACAGGAGGUGGAACUCGGACCCGUGUGUUUCAGACGCUGUGACGCCAUGACGCAGAGGAAGAGGCUGUCGGGCUCCAGACAACACGGCUCCUUCGGGACUCAGGAAGACGAUGAGGACCCGGCCUUCACUCAGCCGAGUACGUCCCAGGUCCAGAGAGGACUGGAGAAGUUCACACCUGCACAGGUCGACCAAAAGACAGCAGAGGUGGUGCAGUACUUCCUGGUGAAGGACCAAAAGAAGAUUCCCAUCCGCCGAGCAGACUUGGUGAAACACGUGGUGAAAGAUUAUAGAAACAUUUACCCAGAGAUCCUGAAGAAGGCGACACGCACAUUUGACCAGGUAUUUGGUCUUAAACUGGUUGAAAUCGACACCAAAACUCACGUGUACAUCCUCAUUAAUAAGCUGGAAACGGCUGAAGAAGCCUCACGGAUCAACCCCACCAAUCCAAAGAUGGGUCUGCUGUUCGUCAUCCUCAGUGUUAUCUUCAUGAAAGGAGGCGUCGUUAGAGAAAUCCUCAUCUGGAACACUCUGAAGAAACUCCGAGUGGACGCUGGAGUGAAACAUGAAGAGUUUGGUGACGUGAAGAAGUUGGUCACAGACGAGUUUGUGCGUCAGAGGUACCUGGAGUAUGUGCGGAUCCCUCACACAGAACCAGCGGAGCAUGAAUUUCGCUGGGGUCAACGCGCUGACCUGGAAGUAUCAAAAGCCAAAAUCCUGGAGUUCAUGGGUGAACUUCACGAACAGGAGCCUCAGAGCUGGAGUCAGCAGUACAGAGAAGCCCACUCCACCCCCGACUCCACGCAGGCCAGCACCAGCAGCCAGAGAUAAACCACCCACGAUUCCUUUUCCCUUGCUCUUAUUUAUCCAGUGUGAUGCAUCACUUCCAGUUAUAUGUUCUGUGUUCACACUUCACCUUCGAGCCUCCAAUUCCUUUUUAAUGACAUCACACAAACGCUUCAGGUUUCCAUUCUCAUUUUAUUGCCUGGACGUCACCGUCACAGUUCAAGUUCAGAAAAUAAAAUGUUUUAUAAGAUUCAA
Molecule: messenger RNA, 1210 nt
Organism: Hippoglossus stenolepis (Pacific halibut)
Lineage: Eukaryota; Metazoa; Chordata; Actinopteri; Pleuronectiformes; Pleuronectidae
Gene: ndnl2
Product: necdin-like 2
Exons: 12
Coding region: 92-1000 (302 amino acids)
Cellular component (GO): nucleus
Source: RefSeq, a predicted model, not a curated record